Messenger RNA from Lingula anatina, 1391 nucleotides. RefSeq lists its product as uncharacterized. NCBI's taxonomy places the organism in Eukaryota, Metazoa, Brachiopoda, Lingulata, Lingulida, Lingulidae. Gene Ontology annotation, biological process: transcription by RNA polymerase I. The record is from RefSeq and is a predicted model, not a curated record. Gene Ontology annotation, cellular component: fibrillar center. Gene Ontology annotation, molecular function: RNA polymerase I core promoter sequence-specific DNA binding.
GGAAGGAAAGAGACUUGUUUGCUGAAUAUGGAAGCCAUGGUGCAGUAGAUGUCAGGCUCAUAGAUGGUGAAGUCAAGGUAUUAGCCCAGAAGUUGCACCAGGUAGAUGUGCAUUUAAAAAGCAGUCAACCAUCUGUCCCAUUUACCCCACCCAAUUUUGUCCCAUGCCCUUGGUCAGAUAGAUGUAUGGGAGACCUGCAUAAUAAAAGGAAACAAUUAGCAGAAUUAUAUUACAGAAUUAAAAGUCAUCAAGGCAAUGUGAAACAUAGUGAAACAAGAUGGACUGAUUUGAAAAAUAGUUUGAAAAGAUUGCAGUGCAUUAAAGAGAGCGAGGAAGAAUCCAGUUCUGACAUAGAUUUAUUGGAGGCAUUCAUGCUGGUGCCUAAGUCUCUAAGACAGUUGAUUUCUGAUGUGAAACAGUGUAAAGCAUACACGCAGUUACCAGUGGUUAAUUCAGCAUACACUGGUGGUUGUCUUGCAUUCUGCACUCAGGGCGAAAGAAAUUUGGGGACAUUGAUAUACCUCAGUGGGCAAAGAUUAGAAAACAUAGUUUUUGAUCAAGUUUCUGUAGAAAACAGUGGGAUCAAAAGAACAUGUCAGAGUUCACAUGUUCAAGUGAGUGGAGUUGUCCGUGAAAUUGCUUCGUACAAUUUUCAGUGUGCUGUGAGGACAGAAAAUGAGGUGCAGAUAUUUUCUGCAGAUAACAAUUAUGGUGUAUGGGAGAGAAAGCAUGGACUAAAAUUAACAGAUGAUCCCUCAUCAAUUGCUCUUAGUCCUUUCAUAAAAGGGGAUGUUCUGGUUGCCAAUAGGCUUGGCACUGUGAGAUUAUGGACGUGUGGACAUCAACCUAAGGUUGUCUGUGAGGAAGUUGGUACCAGAUUCAGUUGUAAUGAAUCCUGGAGGCAGUGUCAUUUUGGUGCUCAUCCAAGACUUGGAGUUCUGGCAGAUAGAAGUGGUGUGGGGAUGUUUGACAUGAGUUUCAGAGUUCAGAAUUGCCAAGAUGUAAAUGACCUGUUUGUGUUGCCCAGUAAACACCUCAGUGUAAAAGAGAGGGUGAUGGCAACUAAGCAGCACCCAGAGUCUCACUUUUAUCAUGUUGUUGCCACAGAUUACUCACUGAUUCUUGUGGAUGAAAGAUUCUAUAAUGUACCUGUUCUCCAGUGGAAUCAUAGCCUGUUAACACCUCCACAGUACAUGGACAUAGUGGCAUCAGUAGACCUCCAUGGAACAAAGGAGGACAUACUUCUUCUCUCCAGUCAAGAAAGUUGUGAGACCAACUGUUUCCAGUUCUCUGUAUGUCACGAUACGCAUACCCAGGACUGCCACACACCUCAGGCCACCUGCCCAAUGUGGAGAAGCUCUAAAAUCAGUGAUUUUACUUGUUUUCCUAAU